AUGGCUAAAGGAAACAAGUUCCAAAAGAAACCAGAAGCGUCUGCUCAAAGAAAGGGCCCCGGCGUUCAGAAGAACAAAAAUUUUAAUAAGAAAGGUAUACAUUUACUUGAAAUUAAUUUAUCCAAUUUUUAGGUGGAAAGGAUAAUGAGAGCUUUGACAAGACUCAGAAUGGCAAAAAUCAACAACAGCAGAAGAAAGGAGGCGUACAAAAACCAUUUGAAAAUAAGAAAAAGCAGCAAGAAGAAGGUGUGGAGCCUCAACCUCUAGUGAAGGGACGUCAACAAAAACCGCAGAAUGCAAAGAAUCAGACUGCUCAGAAAAAGGUGGAAGUGCCUAAGAAUGUAAAACAAGAAGUUCAUAAGAAUUUGAAAGAAGCGAAAAACCAAAGCCAACCCAAACAGAAGGAACCUCCCAAGCCUACAAAAGUUGCGCCUGGAAAGAAGGAGAAAUUUGAAAUCAAGGCCCAGAAGUUCAACCCGAAGAUGAACGUGGCACAGACUAAGGUAGUUAAAUUGUACAUAUAUUAUUCUUCGUGUUUUCAGUAAGGUGUUAUUGAAAAAAUUUUAGAAGGGAAAGAGGGUAGAGGAAUCUUCGGAUGAGGAACUAAGCGAUGAAGAGUUGGAAUUUGAAGAUGCUGAAGGUGAAGAUGGUUAUGAGUUUGAGGAUUUGGAAGACGAAGAGUUGGAGAUUGAAGAACAGCAAUCCGAUGAAGAGGAAAUUCCAAAAGUAGAAAUAAAAAAUGGAAAGAAAGAAGCCGAAUCCAAAGCUCAGAAGGAGAACAAGAAACCCGAACCUAAAGCCAAGGAGGCCAACGCUAAGGCCCAAAAGAGACCGGCUGCAGAAUCGAAUCAAGCUGUAUCCAAGAAACCCAGAACCGAAGACUCGGCAAUUUUAGCCGAAGAAGAACGAAGAAGAGCCGAGCGAGAUUCCAGAGGAAUUGUUAUUAUUUUGGAUGGUAAACAAAAGACAGCCUCCGAGUCUAUGCUCAGAUCUCUUCAUCCUGAUAUAAUUAAUGUGACCAAGACAGGAAAGGCUGCUUUUCUACAUUUUGUAUCCGAAGUGGCUGCAGAAAAGGCUUUCAAGGCCAUUCAACAACUUAGACUUCUGAAGAAACCUAUUAAGGUUGAUUAUCUUGGAGUUAAAAGCAAGAGAUCUCAUAAAGAGAGAGACCGUGAGUUGCAGUUGUUGUUAAAAAAUGUGUUAUUUUUAGAUAAACAAGGGGUGUUGGAACCAACUAAGAUUUAUAUAACCCACUUGCCCACAGACAUAAGCAAAGAGAAGAUUCAAGUGAUUUUUCCAAAAGCAACAGGCAUUUUUACCAACUUUAAGAAGUAAGAUACUUCUUAUAAUCUAUGUUUCCUGUAUUUAGACGAGCUGUAUUCGUUGAUUUCGAGAAUGAAGCUGACGCCAAGGAGGCCUUUGAUAAAGGGAAGAAUCUCAAAAUUGGAGGAGCAUUUGUUCUGGUUACUUAUAAGAGAACUAGUAAGUUCAUCGUCUUUAUAUUCUUACUUCGAUUUUAGUUGUAAGGGAUGAAGAAGCCGUUGUGGAGCCGAAGAAAAUUGAGAAGCAGCAGACAAAGAGUGAGAAGAAAGCCGAACUAACGGAAAUUCAGAGGAAAAAGGAAGAAGAGAACAUAAAGAAAAAGUCUCCCGUGGUCGAAGAAGUCGAUACCGAGUCUGAUUUGGAUGAUGAAGAAGCAGAAGACGAGGAAAUGGACUUUGAAGACCUUGAGUUUGCUGAGGAGGAAGAUGAGGACGAAGAUGAUGAGGAGUAA
Molecule: messenger RNA, 1774 nt
Organism: Bursaphelenchus xylophilus (pine wood nematode)
Lineage: Eukaryota; Metazoa; Nematoda; Chromadorea; Rhabditida; Aphelenchoididae
Source: the annotation of a GenBank genome assembly